GCCGCCCAACCAACACGUUUGAAAGAAAAUCUCCGCGCUCCCGCGAAAAGUGUGGCCGAGUGACUGCCGCCUGGGCAAGGCGGGUGUGGCGUAAAUUGUUUCGAUUGGAGUCUUGAAUUCUGCAACCGCCGCAUUUUGCUGUGCCACUGGUAGUACGUUUCGUGGGUGGGGAGGCAGGAAUGCGGCGUGGUUAGGGGACGUGGGGUGUAUAUACUUUACGAGGGAGGCAGGUUGACUGUUACCAGAGACGUGAUGCAGCGCAUCGUGCUACGAUACCAAGGUUCUUGAGUGCAUUCAUCGGUCCGAUACUUGUCCAAGGUUCUAGACGACUCGCAUCGCGAACUCGUCUUUCCAGCGACAGACAUCCAAAACCGUGACGCGGAAUCUCGCGCGUCAGCCCAGCACAACAUGGAAACCAUCUUCACAUUCAUCACACUUGUCGCUCUCGCAUCCUCUGCGCCAUUACCCACGUCCCAAUCAAUUGAAGCCCUCCCGCUCGUCUCCCUCGCCCUCAUCGGAUCACCAUCACACUACACAAUCGGUUCGGCGCAAAGCCCACAACUUUCCACGUUCACAUCUACAUCGGGCAACGCGUGGUCGAUACAUAUACCCAUCGAUGUAUCCCUCGAUCUAAGCACACGGCCGGAGCAUGUCCAGGCCAUCGAGGUCACUGGAGUAGAAUCGGGAAAGGACCUGGCAGGAGAAGAGGUAGAGAAGGAUGAUAGGGGUGUGCUGUGUAAGGCAAGUUUGGGAUGGGGGAGUGAGGAGGUGGUCGUGCGGAUGGGCAAGGGGAGGGUUGUUGUAGAUGGAGGGAAGAUGGGUAGGGUUACUGGGUUGAGUUGUUGGAAAGCGGGGGUGUAGGGAACAUAUGCAUGAUUUGAAGGGCGCAUGCUCGUCGUGGAUAUACCUUGUAACUUAGUAUCUUG
Molecule: messenger RNA, 926 nt
Organism: Alternaria alternata
Lineage: Eukaryota; Fungi; Ascomycota; Dothideomycetes; Pleosporales; Pleosporaceae
Exons: 2
Coding region: 409-861 (150 amino acids)
Source: RefSeq, a predicted model, not a curated record